This is a messenger RNA of Patiria miniata (bat star), 2373 nucleotides long. RefSeq names its product protein pitchfork-like (gene pifo). The transcript is spliced from 5 exons. Gene Ontology annotation, cellular component: ciliary basal body. Lineage: Eukaryota; Metazoa; Echinodermata; Asteroidea; Valvatida; Asterinidae. Gene Ontology annotation, molecular function: cytoskeletal protein binding. The coding region runs from base 354 to 1022 and encodes 222 amino acids. The record is from RefSeq and is a predicted model, not a curated record. Gene Ontology annotation, biological process: regulation of cell projection organization.
AAUGACAGGAACCUUUGUGAAAAUGUUAAUAAAAUGUAUGUCUUACGGAUUUAUGAUAUCAUAAUCAAUGUAAUUUGGUAUAAGAAUCACUAAGUGUAUAUCGAUCAAGCUUAUUUGGAUUGUAAACGUUCAAAAAAGUAGCAAUACUGGAAACUUUAUGGCACUUUUGUUGUCUCCAUGACAACACCAUAAACUCACCAUGCAUGCCAUGUGUAUGUAAACGACGAACGGGCCAUACAUAUCGAAGAACACGAAGCGAAGAACUGUAUCACGAAUUGUUGAACUGUUUAUUCCCUGUUUUAAAACAUUUGAUGAAGAUUUAUUAGCGAUUGGAAUUGUCUCUCCCCGUCAGUAUGACAACCACAUUGCCAUCGUUAGACGGUAAGUACAAUUCUAGCCUUAUUUUCUACUCCGUUUUGCCUGCUCUCCUCGGUAAAGAGAAAAAGAGCAAUGUCUCGUUUGGGACGACUAAAGACAGACCACUCUUCCCCGGAAAACUCCCACAGAACCGGAUGGGUGCCGGAAUGGGACUGGAAAAUGCCCCCCACAGAGCGCCAUGUAGCUAUGACAACGAUGAGAAAACCACAUUCCUGUAUAGUAUCGACAAGCAAGUGACAAGCAAAAAUGGGUACACUAUGGGGGCGAGGACAGGACCACGAUUCAGAAAAGAGUUUGCGACUGUGACACCGUGCCCGAGCGCCUACCAGACCAGACACACAGAACCUACCACCUUCGAAACUAGCAAGAAACCAUUCCAUGUUGGUGCCAACAGAUUCUACCGAAACACGGUUGAUCCCGAGCUAACACCUGGUGCUGGAACCUACGAGCAUAACGUGCCCAGAAACCGCAAAGUAGCCUUCCAUGGGACCUUCGGGGGUCCCCAGCUCCUCAAGAUCCAGCCUGAUGAAUCGGUCCUCCUCCCUGAAGACUGCAAAGGAACGACCACCAAGAGCCGCCUCAUGACGUACAAGGACAAGAGGAAGUUUGCUAUACGAGAGGCCUACUUAAGUCUUUACUAUUAAAAAAAAAAAAAAAAAUCCAUCAAAAAAAACCCAAAACUAGAAAAUGGUUCUUCACACAGGCAUGCAACUUGGAAGUCACAACAACUAAAGAGACAAUUCCGAGCUUGAUAUACAAGACUUGCUACAUUAUUUUUGCAGUUCAAAGGGUAUACAGGAGGAGUUAAAAAAAAAAGAACUAGGCUGAUCCAAAGAAAAGUUGCAUGCCUGACUGUUUGAUAAAGGUUCGUGCUUUUUUUUUGUAUCUUAAAAGUGUUGUCGUCCAGAAUGGAUGAAAAGUAUAAUCUAUAUGGCAUGGGAACAGACCAAUCCAUAUCCGGUUGUUAGUUAACAUGUCAUACACGCGCACACCACUGAUUACUAGCGUCCAUUGGAUAUGCACUCAAGUUGCAUUAGCAUCCGGUUCCAAUGCUACUUAAUUGCCAGUGGGCGUGGUUUAAAAUGAACCGACGUCACACUAACGAACCGGAUGGUGUUUUGACCAAUCACAGCUGUGCUUGAUGUCCUACAUGUAUGCACAAAAGUCUUAUAAGUGUGCGAAACACGCACUGAUGUCCUCUGUUAAAGUUUGUGUGCUUAGUCUAUGGGAGAGUGUUAUAAUACAGGGACAAAGGGAAACACAAAGCAUUGUCCUCAAGAGUAAAGUUAAACAGGAGUGCGUGGAUCAUGCAGUGUGGUAUAGGCGAGCCGCAUGUGGUGUUGCAGUGGUGUGGUCUUAUGGAUCGGUCUGUUCUAUUGAGGCACAUUACAACGUCCACAUUUUGAGAUUUUUUUUUUUUUUUAAGGGGGUCUGAAUUUCAAAAUUCAAAUUUUCAAGAAAUUCUGGGAUAUUUUGGUACAUUAGAGAAACUCGUGAAUGGAAAACAAAACUGUACAUACAUAAAAUGGAUGAAAUUAUGGUGAAACUGGCUUCCAUCUUUUGUAAAUCCUGAGGUGAACUAAGAUGAACAAUGCAUCAUGAUAGAAAUUGUAACCGAGUUUCCGAUAAAGCCAAACUUAAUUUUCUUCAUCAAAUAUUGGAAUGCUUGAAACAUUCAGAUUUGAGCUUGAGAAAUUCAAGCUUGGUUCUUAUUACAAUAUUUUUUGGUAACAUGCACCUCCUGUAAGCAGCAUUUCAAAGAAAAGGUGCCGACUUUCCGUCCAUUUCUAAAUUUACAUGUAAAUUAUGAAUUUUUGCUUCAAAUAAUGUGUACAAAAUUUGUGUAAAUAAGUGGAAAAAAAAGCAUGUCAAUAAAUCAAAUAAAAAAGAGACCAAAUGUGUACAAGUGUUUCGUUUUAUUGAAUGACUGGAUUUCUACAUUUGUCAGAUACAUUGAAUAAGAGGUUUAUGCUUUCUGCUAUGUUGAACAACCAA